UGCUUUCCAAGUGCUAUUGCAAGUCAUGUAGCUGCUGAACAUCCAAGUAAAUGUCUGGUUGAGGUCCUGAUUGCCAUUAGCAGUGUUACCUCUCCUUUGUUGUUCACAGCUUCUGCAUACUUAUCCUUCAGUAUCAUGCAAGUUGUUGACAUCUUUAAAAGUUAUCCACCUGCUGUUAAACAAUCUUACGAUGUACUCCUGUUGCUUCUGAUGUUGAUGCUACUAAUUCAGGCAUGCCUUACUAUUGGAACUGUAAUACAGUGUGUAAAUUACAAGGCAAAAAUGAAACUACAGGAUUCGUCAUGGACAGCAUCACAGGUUAAAAAACAGGAGUACAGAACAACAGAGGUUUCCAAUAAUACCUUAAAGGAUUUUGACAAAGACAAAGCCUGGAAAGCAGUUGUGGUGCAGAUGGCUCAGUAGUUUGGAUUCUGCAAAUGCAGCCAAUACAGUACUAUCCAAUACAGUAAAUCAACUGUUUGAAUUAAGGCUUAAAAACUUUUAAGUUUAUAAGCAGCAAUAUAGUUACAGCAGUAGGAGCCAAGGAAUAACACAGUAAAUAAUGUGCCUUUCUAAUAACUUUGAAAUAUAUUGAUAAUAUUUUUAACACAUCUGUCUUUUCUAUUGGUAUCUGUAUUCUGGUGUUGCUUUAGAAGAUACUUAGAAAAAGGUAAUGAGUCACACAGAUUUAUGCUGAUGGCAAAGUAAAAUAUGACAAUAUGUAGUAGGCUUCGUAUAUUUGCAAGAGAUUGUUGUAACUGCAGUUAUGCAGUCAGUGUAACUGAUAAAUGCUUUUGUAAAGUUAUGAGUACAAGUCAUAAUUGAUAUUUUUGCUUAUACUUCAUUUUUGUAGGAGUUGUGAAAUUGUUUUGCAUCUCAUUGCUUUUAUAUAAAUAAAAGUCUUUAUUAUGUAGAAACUCAA
Antrostomus carolinensis (chuck-will's-widow) is the source of this 922-nucleotide messenger RNA. RefSeq names its product membrane protein MLC1-like. Gene Ontology annotation, biological process: regulation of response to osmotic stress. The annotation marks the transcript as partial. Gene Ontology annotation, cellular component: cytoplasmic vesicle; plasma membrane; endoplasmic reticulum. Lineage: Eukaryota; Metazoa; Chordata; Aves; Caprimulgiformes; Caprimulgidae. The record is from RefSeq and is a predicted model, not a curated record. The transcript has 4 exons.